GCGGACAAACUACAUUCGAACUUUGUCUAAAUUGACCUAUAUUUGGGUCUAGAGUCUAAAAUACGUACUGAAUAACAUUGAAAGCCAUAAAGCACUGUCUAAGCGACCUSAAAGAAAGUAACGUACUUGAAAAAGAGGAAAUUUUUGCUUUGGAACUGCAAAAGCUUGUUUUCUUUGCAUCAUUUAACAGCUGAGAAAAAUGCAUGACUGAUCUUGUACUACACCUUCUAAGUAACUUUAAGGAUUGACACUUCCUCUGCAUAUGGAUAUACAAUAAGCAUGGAUUCUCUGACUUAUUUGCGGAUUUGUUCAUUAUCCAUGCGAGUUUAUGAAUAAUUCGUAUUUAAAAGUGGAAUUUUCCUUUUCGAAGGAGGGUCAGGUGUUCAAGUUAUAAUAUCUCAACAAAGAUGAACAGCGACGAAAUCGAGCUGCUUUCGAACUCAAAGUAUCGUCAGUUUAUCAGUGCUGUUGAUAAGGCACUCAAGAACUUUGAAUAUUCCAGCGAAUGGGCUGACCUUAUAUCAGCAUUGGGGAAACUUAACAAGGUACUCAUACUCCAUCCAAAGUUCAAAGUUGUCCCUCGCAAGAUCAUCAUCGCCAAGAGACUCUCGCAAUGUACUCACCCAGCUCUACCGAGCGGUGUUCACUUAAAAGCUCUAGAAACAUACGAGUUAAUCUUCAGAAGACUCGGAAACAAAGGACUUUCUCAGGAUCUUUUCAUUUACACGUCUGGUUUGUUCCCCUUGCUUGGAAAUGCGUCAAUGUCAGUCAAGCCAGCUUUGAUGGGAAUCUAUGAAGAGUAUUUUGUUUCAUUGGGGAAAGCACUGAUACCAUGUCUUCCUGGACUGUUAUUGGGUCUUCUUCCUGGAAUUGAAGAGGGCUCUGAAUACACUAAUAGGACCAUGACGAUCCUAGAAAACAUUAGUCAAAAGACUGACAUGACAAUAUUCUAUGGUACCAUGUGGUCUUGUAUCCUAGCAACAACAAGCAUACGACUACCAGCAGUAACCUUCAUUAUGUCACGCCUCAGCAAGAAAACAGCUACUAAACAGGAUUACAUACUUGGCAAUGACAUUCCUUUGAUGGUCCAAGCAGUCUGCCUGGCCCUAUCUGACCCUAACGUCCUUGUCCAGAGAUCGUUACUUGAAUUUCUCCUUACUUUUCUACCAAUGAAUACCAACCUUGUAACAUCAGCUCAGAAAGUCAAGCUAGUAGCUGCUGGCCUGAGUUCUUUGCUACGUCGUGACAUGUCCUUGAAUAGACGACUCUACACAUGGCUUCUUGGACCAGAGGAUAAUAAACCUUUAACACGGGCUGACAGCAUUUCUAGUGUAGAAGAUGAAGUAAAUUCUACAGAGACAUAUUUUGAUGUCUAUUCCAAACCCGCAACAGUUGAGGCCCUAAGGGAACUUUUUAGGAGGCAUUAUAUAUCAAGUACCUCAAAAAAGCCCUUGAAAAAUGAAGCUUUAUGGCCUUUCAGGAUCCUCAUAAGUCUUCUUGAUAGGCCGGAGAUUGGUAGCACAGUACUGGAAGACGUUCUCAUUGAGGUUUUUAGAUUGUUGUACUUCCGUUGCAAAACAACCAAAAGAAAUAGCUCAAUAAGCGACGAUAUUGAAAGAAAAGACUCGGAAGAGGGGCUAUUGUCGGAUGAAGAUAGUACAACUGAUUCCUCCAGCAAGUCUAAGGUUACAGACGAUCUGAUAAAGACAGCUAAUUUACUGUUCAAUGCUUUUGAGCCGUACUUCAUGUGGGAGUAUGUCUGUAAGCUGUUGUCAGUCAGUUUUGUCGAGCAACAGCAGCAAGACGACAAAGAAGGAGUUUCAGAAGAUGAUGGCUCCAAAAAACCACACAAUACAGAAGAAACAAGAAUUCCAUCAACUUCUUUUUCUGAGGUUCUAAGAAUUACAGACUUUCUUCUUGAUGUUGUAGCGCUGGAGGCAGAUAUCGAGACACAGACGGAACACUGGCCACGCCUACUUUGCCACGUGACCAUGGAAAUGACGUCAAGAUGUCAAUCACUCAGUCUUUUGGAAAUUAGCGAAGGGAUUUCACUUUGUUCCAAGCUUCUUUCAAAAGUGAUGCCAUCAAUGAAGAGUGUUGAAAACAGCCCGAAAGAUGGCGUUUCAGUUACUGGAAGCUAUGUUUCUGAUGUUGACAGUAAAGAUGAUAUUUUAGCAACGAAAAACGACAAUAAAAAGGUUCAAAAUGAAAAGAACCAAGCGAAUUCAUCUUCAGACUCGAAAUCAAAUUCUAAGAGCGAAUCUACGAAAACGGAUGAAAGCCGUGUCAUCCAGGUAGCGAGAAUAUCACAAGGUGUCGAUGGCUGGAGUGUCGUUGAUCUUAGAAACAGAUUAGAGACUGAAGUGAAAGGGGACACCAAUGAUCAACCAUCACAAAAUGAAAUUACGGAAUCUGAUGACAGCGAAAUAAGUAAAACAGAUGACGAAACAGAGAAAAAUGAUUCUGAUUUUGCUAAUAAUGAAAAACAAGCUCAAAACGAGAAAAAGGAUAAUGAAACAAAAGCAAAUGGAAGAGAAAUUGAAAAAGAAGAGGAGAGUGAAAGUUACGAUGAAUGGUCUGAAUGUCAAGAGUCAUGUGACCCUAGUCAAUUGUCUGCGUUGAAAAGUGCCAGUGGUGUCUCCAUAGAGUCCACAGAUUCUAAUUUCUCCAAACUGGCUACAAACGCUUUUCAGCCGUCUCUAGUCCAGUCUUGUGUGCAUUACUUUCAAGCUUUUUUCUCUGAAUUUGUAAACCAGCGAAUAAUCUUAAUCAACGCACAAUUAAAUGAAAAUAAUGCCAACGAAAACCGCAGAAACUCUGCAGCUAUCCUUGAAGAACUUUUAAGCAAAUCAGACGAAAAAGAAUUCGAUUCAUCCAAUCAGGAGAAAGAUAGUACUGACGUCAUGAUUGAAAAGGGAUUGGAUGUGCGGUUACCAUGGGAGCAUGAAAGUUCUCUCUUGUGUGCUGAGGCGUUUGCUGCGGCCUGUAGACUGCUAGUUGAACUGUCUUGUUUUCCUGUGUAUUGCACAAAUGACUUUUCAUAUCACGACCCAAACCAAAUCGAUGGUGAAACAGGUCGCCGUCUUCCAGAAUGGCUGCAAGCUUUAAUUGUCUGUUGCUUUAGAGUAGAAGAUUUCAAUGUCCAAAGUUCAGCCGUGGGAACGCUUUUAGAUCUUGUUAACUUGACCCUGUCCGUCGCGCCCAACACGGACAGCGAGAGGCCUAAGUCUACUGUCGUGGUUGUUGUCAUACCAAUGAUAUCACACGCUAAUCUCAGCAUCAUAGAAGAGUCUUGUAUUUAUAAGGUUAUAGCGGAGAGCCUGUGGAGUCGUUUAUUACAUCGCUCAUCUCGCUAUCAUCAACGUAUUGUAGAGCUGUUCCUCCAGCUUCACAGCUUGACGCCGAGGCCUUCGCUUUGUGAGAAUGUGAUAACAAAUUUACUGAUUCAUCAAGACAAGGAAUUUCGUUUGGACAACCACUGGAAAUUCGCUGUGUUCUGGCAUACCGCACGAAAUGUGGUCAUUCAGGAUUCCGGACGAACUUCGCGACUUGGUGAUGUGCGUCCUCUAGACAGAGCCUUGUUUAUCAUGCUUGAUGGUUUAGAGAGCGAUGACCCAGAAAUAAGAGUGCUCACUAAACAGUGGCUUGCGCAUGCGCUACAGCACGGUGACCUGGGUCGCUUACUCGAUCCUCUAUUGGUGUUGUUGCUUCAUCCUGCUACAGCCCGUCUUUCUGUCCACCACGCAUGUGCAUUAGAGCAGAAAGCUAAGUCCAUUGAAGUGGUUGAUGAUAAGAGUGAUUUGGAUGACAACACGAGCCCUAGCGGAAGUGAAUUUGAUCGAGUAACUGAUAGUGAUCAUGAACAGACAAAAAAAAGAUCCAAAAGUUCUUUAAAAGGCAAAGAAAAGCCACAGAAACAAACCCAAGCUAACGACAAGACCCUCGUGCAUCCACUAGACCAGCACAAACUAGUCUACCAACUAAUCUACGACAGCAAGCUAACACUAUACGCUUUUAGUACGUUGCUAUCGGUAUUGAGGAGUGCUCCGCAUCAGUUUGUAUGCGCCGCUGCAACUUGUAGUGUCAGUUCAUCGAAUACACCUCAUCAGGACAAGAUUAAGGUUCUUCUUGCUAGACAUCGUAAGUCGUUGCUUGGUAAAGGGUUUUAUGGACCACUACACGAGACUCCUUUGUCGCCAAAAGCAAAGCAGAAGUCGUCUCGUUUGUUCGCGGGCCCACUGUUGUAUCUGAGACCCAACACAAGCAAGUAUCUCGAGAUUCUGAUCUCGGUCUCGUUGUACUUUAUACGGAGUGAAUACCCAGCCAGUUUGGAUCUUGAUAACCAUGACAUUGACGGUAACACCGAGGUGCAGAUGACCAGCGCUGACGUCCUGACUUCCGUCAUAUGGCAACUGGUCGAGGUUGUACGUGAAAAUGUCGUUGGUAUUGGUCCAUUUAUCAACGAUCUCUUCGCUCGAUGCAAAGUCCAGAAAGCUCUUCUCCACUGCAUUCUUAGUACACUGUACGAACGAACGGGCUGUAGCCUUCCUACUUCAAGCGACAAGAACGAUGUCAACCCAUCGCGCGUUUCCAAAACAUCCAAACCAUCACAACUGCGAGCUUUUCAAGUUAAGCUACUCAAGUUGAUUCAAGCGAUUUUUGUGCUUGAAGACAAUAUACAGGCUGUAGAGGCUACAACUCCAGAGCACCUUCGCUCGCCCGCUAAAAGCGACAGCGAUUCAACUCUACAAAGCAAUGCAUAUCGUUACUACCCUGGUAAAACUCUUGCAUAUCAGAGUAUGCUGAUGUCUGCAGUCAUGCAUGGAUUGCAGUAUGAUGAUUAUGAUUUGCAUCAUGAAUGGCUACGGUUUGUCAUCGCGUGUCUUCCUCACAUGAAAGGAGCGCUAGGGACCUGGGUCGUAGUUAUCGUUCAGCAGGUUGGACGGAUGUUGCAGGCUCAGACUGGACUGUACUUACCGCUGACCAAGAAUGAAAAUGGUAUUGCGGCGCACUCGCUAACGAGGUCGUUAACAUCAUCUCACCUAUCCUUACCACCCGAUUACAUACUGUCACUCUUGGAACACUUGGGAACUAUAUUGCACUUUUGCCUCGUCGAUAUUUUCCCCUCGUCACCAGGGCUCUCUCUAAAACCACGAGCAGCUCCAUUCCCAGCAUUCACUGGAAGCACAUCCACACAGGAAGCCCAAUCAGCUCAGAGUAGCGGUCAAAUCUUUGCCAACUUGCUUCACGUAUUUUCGAGCCAGUCCUCCUCUGUUAGUCAGACGACAAGUGUUGAAGGACCAAAGCCGUUCAUGGAGGCGAGAGAGGGGUUGUUGAGCGUGUUACCAUCAGUUCUGACAGCUUUGAUAUCGGUGUGGAGUUCGUGGGACCCUGAUGCGCAUGAAAACACGAGUCAUCGACUUCCUUCUGAGUCGUUCUUGGAUUUAAUUGGCUCACCAAAGUCUGUACGACUCCAGGUACUCGACCUUUUAACUCCAAUUGUCAUGAACCAUAUCAUCAUCUUCCUGGCCUCGCUGGCCGAUGUCUGGCACCAGAGAGGCAAACGAGGUCGUCAUUCGUCUAGCAAAUCGAGUCUUGUAGUAACCCGAGCCACCGAUGAACAGUCUUCUAUUGUCGACAUUGUUUACGCACUAAAGGCUCUGUCAUUUGAUAACAUCAUCGAGACCGUUAAGCAAAUUGUGCGACAAGUAACCACAAGUAAAGACAAAAGCACAGCAACUCAGAAUGGACUAGAGGUUCAUAUACUUCAGUUUUUCUAUCAUUACAUGGAGAAGUCAGCACACAAUCAAUUGGUCAACGCACGAUCGGCUCUCAUUUCGCUAAUGAAGGAAGGUUUACAGCUUAAUCAGCCACCAGCUUUGUUCCUGCUUUUAGUGAUACUGCGAUCGUAUGUACAGCGGAUUCCGUUGCAAGAGGACAAGAAGGCUAAAAAAGAAUUACAAGACAUCACCCAGCGUCUUAUCGAGGCAUGCAACAUUGUCGCUGGCUCAUCUCUUGAAAACGCCGCUUGGUUUCGUCGCAAUAUCUCAGUCAUCCCUCAAAUCGAUACAGCGGCCUCGUCGACGGACCAGUUCACAGAGUCAGAAAUAUCCGACUCCGAGCCUGCACUUGAACCGAUACCGCUGGCCAAGGCCAUCAGCAGCAGUAGUAGUCACUAUAGUACCCAGGCUCUCAGUGUAAUGGCAGAGGUCCUGGCACCUUUGUUGGACGUUGUAUUCGGUAGCGAAGAGAAAGAUCGCGUGACAAGUUUAUUGACUACCGUGAUGUAUAACGUCACGCCAUACCUGAAGCAUCACAGUCCUUCCAACAUACCCAACUUCCGCGCCUGCUGUGCCGUGGUAGCUUCACUCAGCGGUUAUCAGUACAUGCGCCGUGCGUGGAAGCGUGACGUCAUGGAGCAAGUGAUGGACAAUAGUUUCUUUCAGAUGGAUAUCACGUGCAUCGGCAGCUGGCGAACUAUCAUCGAUAAUCUGAUGACGCAGGAUACUACGUCAUUCAAGGAUCUCAUGGCUCGAGUGGCUGGAUUUAGCCAGAGUGCUUCUAUUAAUAUCUUUGCCAAUAGAGAGCAA
Exaiptasia diaphana is the source of this 6590-nucleotide messenger RNA. Its product is annotated as protein dopey-1. Gene Ontology annotation, cellular component: trans-Golgi network; endosome. The record is from RefSeq and is a predicted model, not a curated record. Gene Ontology annotation, biological process: Golgi to endosome transport. NCBI's taxonomy places the organism in Eukaryota, Metazoa, Cnidaria, Anthozoa, Actiniaria, Aiptasiidae.